Myotis daubentonii (Daubenton's bat) is the source of this 1969-nucleotide messenger RNA. Its product is annotated as b(0,+)-type amino acid transporter 1-like. NCBI's taxonomy places the organism in Eukaryota, Metazoa, Chordata, Mammalia, Chiroptera, Vespertilionidae. The coding region runs from base 1 to 1914 and encodes 637 amino acids. Gene Ontology annotation, cellular component: membrane. Gene Ontology annotation, molecular function: L-amino acid transmembrane transporter activity. The record is from RefSeq and is a predicted model, not a curated record. Gene Ontology annotation, biological process: amino acid transmembrane transport. The transcript has 7 exons.
AUGGAGAGAAGUCAGGAGAGAGAUGGCGGCGAGGGGGUGGCCGGGCAGGAGCCGGGUGCUGGGAGGCUGAGGCUGAGGAGGGAGAUCGGGCUGUGGAGCGGCGUGUCCCUGAUCGUCGGCAGCAUGGUCGGCUCUGGCAUCUUCAUGUCACCACAGGGGAUCUUGGUCUACAUGGGCAGCCCCGGGGCCAGUCUUGUGGUCUGGGCCGUCUGCGGCCUCCUGGCCACUCUGAGUGCCCUGUGCUUCGCCGAGCUGGGGGCCCUGGUUCCCGAAUCCGGGGGGGAGUAUGCUUACAUCCUGCACACCUUUGGCUCCUUGCCAGCCUUCCUGGUCAUCUACACGUUCGUGCUGGUGAGCCGCCCAGCCUCCAUCGCUGCCAUCUCUCUGAGCUUCGCCGAGUAUGCGGUGGCCCCCUUUUACCCCGGCUGCUCCUCCCUGCCCCCGGCGGUGCUCAAGAGCAUGGCGGUCGCUUGCAUCCUGCUGCUGCUGCUGGUGAACGGCUGGAGCACGAAGCUGGCCACCCAGCUGAACGACGUGUGCACAGCCGCCAAGGUGUUCUCCUUGCUGGUCAUCGUGGCGGGCGGCGCGGCGGUGCUGGGCCAGGGCCGCGGCCGCCCCGAAGCCCUCCCGGCUGCCUUCCACAACACGACGCGGCAGACCGGGCGUAUCAGCGUGGCCUUCUACCAAGGCCUGUGGUCCUUCGACGGCUGGAAUACCCUCAACUAUGUGUUGGAGGAGCUCAAGAACCCACAAGACAGGGCAGGGCAGGACAGAGGCUUGGACACAAUGAAGCAGAUGUGCUUGUUGGGGCUCUGCCGCCACUUGCUGCUGGAGUUCAGGAAAGGAGACCACUAUGAGGCAGAGCAACCUAGGCAUCUGCCCGUGUGUGUGUCCAUGCGGUGGGUCUCUGAGCUCAUGGAGGAGGGGCACAUGGCCUGCGUGGCCCCAGGCCCUGGCACCGGCCCUGCAGCCGGGAUGAGCUCAGUGCUGUGCUCAGGGGCCUGGGAAGGACCUCACGGGCUAACAUAUGGACUCCUCUCUCCGACUGUACAGCAGAACCUGGUGUGGGCGCUGAUGAUCGCCAUUCCCCUGGUCACGGGCCUGUACAUCCUGGUCAACAUCAGUUACCUGCUAGUGUUGUCACCCAACGAAAUCCUCUCCACUGACGCUGUGGCCGUGAGCUGGGGGAACCAGGUUCUGGGGGCCUGGGCCUGGCUGGUGCCUUUGGCUGUGGCACUCUCGACAUUUGGCUCUGCCCAUGGGACGUUCUUCAGCGGAAGCCGUGUGUGCUACGUGGCUGCAAGAGAAGGCCACAUGCCCGGACUUCUGUCCAUGGUUCACACCCGUCGCCUCACACCGACUCCGGCUCUGGUGUUCACCACGGCAGUGACUUUGGUCCUGGUCCUCUCAGGGAACUUCAGCAACAUCGUGAACUCCUUCAGGCAACUUCCUUGCCUGGGUCACCUACGGAACUACCAUCAGCUGUCUCCUGUACUUGCGGAUGAAGAAGAAGAGCCUACCCCGACCUUACAAGGUGAGGUAUCAUAUCCAGGCAGGGACUGGAGGGGAGGAGCUGGUGGCAGGUGGAAGCAACAGGAAGGCAGGCAGGAGGCACAGAGUCCAGGGACCACAUACCGCCUCCCGCGCACCUCUCACCAUCCAGGGCUCUGCCCAUUGCAGGUCCCCACCAUCGUCCCCAUCGUCGCGCUCCUUGCUUCUCUCUACCUGGUGCUGGCACCCAUCAUCGACCAUCCGCAGAUCGAGUUCCUCUACAUCUUCCUGCUCCUGCUCAGCGGAUUCCCGGUCUACUUCCUGUUUGUCUACUUCCAGCACCAUCCCAAGUGUUUGCAGACGGCCACCCUGCAUCUCCAGCUGCUCCUGGAAGUUGCUCCAGCCACUAAAAAUGUUGACUAAUCAACCAAAGGACUUGUACGCAAGCAUAUCAGCAUAACCAAAGGGCACAGACAGU